This is a messenger RNA of Diaporthe batatas, 582 nucleotides long. RefSeq lists its product as uncharacterized. The coding region runs from base 1 to 582 and encodes 193 amino acids. Lineage: Eukaryota; Fungi; Ascomycota; Sordariomycetes; Diaporthales; Diaporthaceae. The transcript has 2 exons. The record is from RefSeq and is a predicted model, not a curated record.
AUGGCUUCGUACUACCACUUCAACGCCCACCAGCAACAUCCCACCCCCGCAUCCGCCUCUGCUGUCUCUCACAACCACCAUGGUGGCCGGAAUCGCCGGGGUCCCAGGCUCUCCGUCUCCCAAAACUCCCAGCACAAGCAGUUUCGCGGUGUCCGAAGCAUGAAGGAGCUGUCUGAGUCCCAGUCCGUGUCGAGUUUUCGUUCCAAGUACGAGCUCGGCCGCUCUUUUGACCUGGAGGACGACCUGGAGUUCUGCCCCGGCCUUGUCACCGAAAGCGAUCUGGCUUACAGCGGCUCCGAACGAUCCUCACUCGCCAGCAACUCUCCUACCGGAUCACCAACACAACAGCCCCAACAGGUUGCUGCCUCAUACACCCUGAACUCGUCCUCGCCUGCGUUUCUUCCGCCCUCUUUCCAGACUCACCACUCUCAACCUAAACUACACCAACCAGCCGCUACCAGGGCCCGCAACGCCAUCCCCAUCAUCAACCCUGCCAACGGUCAAGGCCUGACAAUGCCUUCGCCGCCCUCGUCGGUCUCGCCCUCGGUCCGGAUGCAGCAGAGCCUUCGCUCCCGCUGGUAA